Molecule: messenger RNA, 2115 nt
Organism: Dimorphilus gyrociliatus
Lineage: Eukaryota; Metazoa; Annelida; Polychaeta; Dinophilidae
Source: the annotation of a GenBank genome assembly
AGGCAAUCGCUAUUAUGAAGUCGUUUGUGGCUCUUCUCUGCUUGAUAAGUCUAACGUCAGCUUCGAGAUUUUCCCUUCGAGAGUUUACCUCUACGGGAACUUGCGAAGUUCAUAAUCCAUGCCAGAACGGCGGAACUUGUUGCGAUACCAAAGAAUGCGGUCUUGAACACUCUCAUUUCGGUUAUAAAUGUAUAUGCCCACCAAAACGUUUCGGAAGAAAUUGCGAAGAAUCUUGCGAUGCUCUUUUCCAAUGUACAGAUGAGAUGUUAGCUGAAGAAGAUAAUGAUAUCUGUAAGCAAAAAGCCUCAACAGCUCAGAAAUGCUUGCAAGACGGUUUGGCAGAGAAAAAGUUUUGCGAAUGUCCUGAAUACUUAAUAAAGAAGAUUGUAUACGCAGCAAAUGAUUUAGAAUCUCUUAGCAACGUUUGUGUACAACGAAGAUCUGAUGAAAGUAAAGGAUGUGAAGUCGAAUCAGUUACUCAAUGUGCAAUCCAAACUCAUUAUUUUAUUGUUGCUCUCCACCACUUCCGAGGCGAUUCGGAACGUCUUAAAAAAUAUGGUCGACAAACAAUUGAUUGCCGUAAAAAUAUCAUUGAUAACAAAGUUUCGCUCAAAGGAUGUUUACCGGAAGAGACGGCUUUCCUUUCCGAUAAGUUUGCUAAUUUGUUUGGUCGUUUAAUUCAUGCUGUUGUUGAAGAUUGUCCAGUUUUUGAUUUCUCGAGAAAAUGUGAAUCUUCAAAUGAUGAGGAAGCAGAAAUAGAUGAUGUUGAAGGACUAGAUCGCAAAAAGAGAUCUCUUCCGGCUUUGAGAAAUCUCAUUAGAAAGACAAUUGCAGAAAAUUCAUAUGAAAAUAGAUUAGAGAACCUUCUACGAAAGCUUCGAUCUGGUGCAGGAGAUCCUAACAAACCUACUGGACCUUCUGGACCUUCUGGACCUUCUGGACCCUCUGGACCUUCUGGACCUUCUGGACCUUCUGGACCCUCUGGACCUUCUGGACCCUCUGGACCAUCAGGACCAUCUGGACCUGGACAUCAUGGAACUAAAUUAAACAAACUCAGAACACUUCUUAGAGCAAUAGAAGAUGCCGAUAAACCACAUGGUCCAACUGGACCUUCUGGACCUUCUGGACCCUCUGGACCUUCUGGACCGUCAGGACCUUCGGGACCUUCGGGACCUUCGGGACCUUCGGGACCUUCGGGACCUUCGGGACCUUCGGGACCUGGACAUCAUGGAACUAAAUUAAACAAACUCAGAACACUUCUUAGAGCAAUAAAAGAUGCCGAUAAACCACAUGGUCCAACUGGACCUUCUGGACCAUCAGGACCUUCAGGACCAUCAGGACCUUCGGGACCAUCAGGACCUUCAGGACCAUCAGGACCUUCGGGACCAUCAGGACCUUCAGGACCAUCAGGACCUUCUGACAAUGAAAAAAAAUUAGAACAACUGAAGCAGCUUCUUAGAACAAUAGACGGCGAGCUGAAACCAACUGGUAAAGGAAAGCAUGGACCAACUGGUAAAGGAAAACAUGGACCAACUGGUAAAGGAAAACAUGGACCAACUGGUAAAGGAAAACAUGGACCAACUGGUAAAGGAAAACAUGGACCAACUGGUAAGAGAAGACACGGUAAACCAAGUGGACCAAGUGGACCAAGUGGACCAAGCGGUCCAAGCGGACCAAGUGGACCAAGCGGUCCAAGCGGACAUAAAAAUGGUCAAGAUUAUUUCGAUUGUAUGAAAACUAAAAUAGAGUCAUUCAAAGGAGAAAAUUGUGCUUCAGUAAAAAAUGCUGAAUUCUACAAUGCAGUCGAAUUUCAAAUUAAAUUGUCAAAGACAGUGGAAAGAGUCGAAGAUUCUUGCGAAGCCAGUACCGAAGAAGAUUCUGUUGAUGAUCUCUUAAAACGAAUCAUAAAUAAAGAACUGUUGAAGAAGAGAACCUGGUAGAUUUGAGUUUGUAGCUCCUCAUAAUAUUUAUCUAUGCAACUAAUCAGACAGAGGCUUAAUAAGUGUUUAUAACAAUGAAGCAUAAUGUUUUAUCUUGAAUAAAUGGCUAAUAAAAGAUACUAUGUGAAAUUUAUAUUGUAUUUCAUAAGCAAUAAAUACAUGACUACCUAGUUUA